Alosa sapidissima (American shad) is the source of this 2818-nucleotide messenger RNA. Its product is annotated as chondroadherin-like protein. Bases 1357 to 2475 code for a protein of 372 amino acids. The record is from RefSeq and is a predicted model, not a curated record. Gene Ontology annotation, molecular function: protein binding. The transcript has 4 exons. Lineage: Eukaryota; Metazoa; Chordata; Actinopteri; Clupeiformes; Clupeidae.
GUGUGUGUGUGUGUGUGUGUGUUCUUUCUUUCUUUCUUUCUUUCUUUCUUUCUUUCUCAGUGGGUUUCCUGGGCAAAGAGGAGAGGAGGAGUCAUUGGGUGUCUUUGGGUAGCCACUUGCAGUGCUGGCUUAAAGCAAUGCAUGCUAGACUUCGUAUUGUAUAAAGUCCACCAACCAUUGCUUUAAGCCAACACUGCAAGCAAGGCUACCUGAAGACAAACGCACCCAUUGUCUCUGUUCGGUGAUGUGGUAUUUUUAGAGGUGCUAUUCUGCUUUUAGAUUGGCCUGGAUGUUCUAGCAUUUUUAGAUUUAUUUUAAGGCUCUUCUACAUUUCAGGAGUCACUUUUCCUCGCAAUUAGUCAUAAUCAAUCUUAACUAUGAAGCCAGAAUAGUUUACACUUGGAACUGCAUAAAAUGUAUUUUCUGUAGAAGGGGAAAUGUUAAUGCAGACCUACACAGAUGGACAAGUCUCUUCCAGGUAGUACACCAUAGUUUACAGUGUUUUUUUUUUUUUUGGGAGGCUCGAGGAGAUUCAUGUUGGAAGAAACAAAAACAAAUUCCAAGCAGAAUAUCAAAGCCUAUGCAUCAAACUACAUGUAUAUGUACAACAUGUUUUUACAAAGCAGAGCAUGUCACUAAAGACAUAACUGUAGGCUAUGUUUCUUUUGCUGUGCACUAGCCUACAUAUUUUGACGUUAUUGUGUUCACCCUUAUUUGAUGAGUAAAUUCAUGCAGAUUUGUUGAUGGUUAAGUUGGUCAUCCAGGUGGAAAGUCUGUUCACCACCCCAGUAGCCCUGUAGAUAGCCUAAAUCAGGGCUAACUGACCAAGUAAUAUAGGAUCUGAACUUACACGGCCACUUGCUGGUAGCUCAGCACAUGCGUCAAAGGCGCAGUUGAGACAAGUAGCCACCGUGACCACCAGACCUCGAGUUUCAACUGUCAUUAUUGAAGACUGGCUGUUACUGCGAAUCCUAUCCCUCUUGUUUCCACCUGUAACUCGAUCCAUUAUUAAAGUCAUGGGGACUCCCGUUUCGGUUACCUGUUAAUGGAUUGUUGUUUCUGGACUUGAGUGACCAGAAAAAGCUGUACUUUGAAUCGGAUGGCCUAAAUGACAACGCACUACCACCAUCUGUCUGUAGCCUAAUUUGAAUGUUGAUAUGUGAAUAAUUUUAAGUCCGAUUUAAAGAACAGUGUUCAGCAGGUUAAAGAAGGGAACAGCUGGAAAGAUAUCAGGCUACUACAUCACUGCAGAUUAUUUGGAGUGCAUGGUCUAGGGCUGGUCAUCCCUUCUUUCAAUCUGGAGGAAACCAUCAUUAAAAUGUACUUUGGAGUGCUCCGUCGACCUACGGACAUAUAAUGUAUAGGCACAGUUUGGACGCUGGGAGUCAUUCACAAACUAUAAUGCUCCAUUUCUCGAUACUUAUAUUUGCACGGAUGACCCCUGUGAUGGGUACCAAGAUCUGUCCAGCGCAAUGCUUGUGCUACGACUCGGCAGAGUUGGUGGACUGCCGUGACCGCGGCUUUACGCACGUGCCACACGGCAUUCCUCAUGGCUCUUGGCUGCUGGACCUGAGCAAGAACGACAUUCAGGAGCUUCGGAGCCGCUCCUUCACGGGGUUGUGGGCGCUGAAAGUGCUACUGAUGUCAAACUGCGGGAUCAAAGUGGUACAGUCGAACGCUCUCAAUUCACUCUCAUUCAUUGAGAAGCUGGAUCUGAGUCACAACCAGCUGCAGGUCCUACCCUCGGACUUCUCCGAGGGCUUAGACUCUCUAAAAGACCUCCGGCUGGCCCACAAUUCCCUGGGGCGCCUGGACUCAUCUGCCUUGCAGCGUCUGGAGAACCUGCAGAGGCUUGACCUCAGCCACAACUACAUCCAGGUUCUGGAGCCAGGCAUGCUGCGUGCCCUGACGAGCCUGCGUCACCUCAACCUGCGCUGGAACCUGCUGCGUGAGGUGCCCAUGGGCAUGUUGACCAUGCAGCAGGGCCUGUCCGUGCUUCUCCUGGACCAGAACAAUGUGACGUACCUGGACGCUGAGGCCUUCACGCCGCUGCGCGGGCUCACCUUGCUCAGUCUCCAGGGCAACCAGCUGUGGAGCCUCGACUUCCGGACCUUCCUGAACCUGCAGACGCGCGACACGCACCUGCAGCUGUCCGGCAACCCGUGGGUGUGCGACUGCGAGCUGCACCGCGUCUUCGCCAAGCUGCUGCACGUGCGCCACUUGCACGUGGACGACUACGCCAACGUCACGUGCCGGGCGCCGCCGCUGCUCGCCGGCGCCUCGCUCGCCUACAUGGACAACCAGCUGUGCGUGGCCGAGAUGGCCACCGUGCUGGUCAUCAGCGUCACGGUGAUCGUCACAGUGGUGGCCGCCAUGGUGAUGGCCGAGCGCAACAGGAAGAGGAAGAAGCUGAACCAGCUGAACCAGGAGAACAAGUGGGGCGAACAGGAGAGUAUGGACGGUCAGGACAGGUGAUGGGUUCGUCGGUUAACAUUGGAGACGAAGAAGCUGAUUCUGGACUACACCCAGUUCUGACAUUCUAGACCGGUUCUGACAUUCUAGACUGGUUCUGACAUUCUAGACUGGUUCUUGUUCGGAUGUGGACCUUAUUCGGCAGCAGUGGUUCAGUGGUUCCAAUCUACAGAAGGUUCUGGGUUUGAAUCCUGGUAGUUUUUCUUGAGCUAAUGAGUAUGAGUACAUUUAUUUUCUUCAACCAAUAAAAUGGUUAGAACUUUGAAUGAUUGCCUAUCCUUUUGUUGUUUAAAUAUGUGUAUGUGCGUGUGUGUAUGUGUGUGUGCCUAUCUCUCUCUCUCUCUCU